ACAUUCGAUUGCAUUUGUUUUUGUUGAUAUUGUUGAUGUUAUUGUUGUUCAAUAUUUCGUUCCCUCCAAUUUGGGGAGGUUUUGUUUUGGAAUGAUAUCUCCAGAAUCGUUCAAAUUCUAAACUCGUGUUUAUUUAGUUAUUUUCUGGAGUUCAUUUGUCUUGUGUUUUAACUGUAGGGAUGAUCGCCAUAGCCAAAAGUGCUGUCAAUUCAUUUGUGACUGACAGCAAUGAAGCCUUGGAGCUCAAAUUAGUUCGUGAUGUUUCGGACCUGGAAAAUGAAACUACAACUUUUAAACCAGAAAUGUCACAUCAAAUUUUUGGGGAAAGUGAGAGCAUAUUUGGAUACAGAGAUCUGAAAAUCAAGCUUUACUACACUGCUGCCAAGCUGACAACCUAUCUUGGCAUAUCAUAUUCCGAAGUUGUAGAUCCAAAGAAAUGUGAGGGCAUAGAGCCAGAUGAUGUGGGGAAACUCAUCGCAGAAAAGUUGCAACCAGGGUUCCACACAAAUUUGGAUGACUUCUGCAACGACUUGGCCAAGGAUGUUAACUUCACACCUUUCGGGCAGUUGGAACGUUCGUUCAAGACCAAAGGCAAUGAAAACAGCCCACCAAAGUGCUACGAAGUGUAUUUCUGUGAUAUUACAAACCCAGGCUUUGCAAGUUUUCAUGAGCGAUUGCAGACGUUCAUACUGUGGUACAUUGAUGCUGCCAGCUUCAUUGAUGUCGAUGAUGAAAAUUGGAGAUUUUUUGUGAUGUACGAGAAGUACCUCCAAGGCGGCUCCGCGAGGCACGCCGUGGUGGGCUACAUGUCCUUGUACCAGUACUUCGCGUACCCGCUGAACAUCCGGCCGCGGAUCAGCCAGAUGCUGGUGCUGCCGCCCUUCCAGGGCCGCGGCCUGGGGACGGAGCUCCUUCGCACCGUGUACCAGCACUACGUCGCGGAGCCCAGCGUCCUGGACAUCACGGUGGAGGACCCGUCAGAGAGGUUCCAGCGCCUGCGAGACUUUGUGGACGUGGCCAACUGCAGCAUGCUCGAUGCCUUCCGCCCGGAAGAACUGCACGCGGGCUUCAAGAGCUCCAUGGUGGAGGAAGCCCGUAGGAGAUUCAGAAUCAACAAGAAACAGUGCCGCCGUGUGUACGAGAUCCUCAGGUUGAAGCACACCAACAUUCAGGAUGCCAGACAGUACCAGUCGUACAGGCUGGCUGUCAAACAGAGGCUGAAUGUGCCGUACAAGAAGGAGAUGCUGGACCGACAGAAGCUGAAGAAGCUGCUGGACGACUUUGAGUACGAGGCGACAGUGACCUUCUCGUCGGCGGCCCAGAGGAUGGAGCACUUGGAGCAGCAGUACCGGGAGGUGGAGGCAGAGUACCGCCACGUGCUUGAUCGGCUGGAGGACCGCGGCUGAUGCCCGCCCGUUCGCUCCCCCUCCCCCGAGUGCAACAGGGGCUCACCGAGCUCGAGAACAAUGCUGGGUCGCAGUCGUUGUGCCAGUGGAGGGAUUGGGCAGUUCUCGCGGCUAACUGUGCAACUGGGGCAUGAACCCCACCUUCUGAAGCAAAGCGUUUAUCUCGUAGUUGCGCGGACGGACACUUCCUUGUCUGUACUGUGUUCACGUGUGGGAGUUUGUUUUGUAACAACCUAGAACUGUCGAAAUUGAGUAACAUUUAUAUACUAUGUACUGAUAUACCGUAUUGUGUAACAUGUGUCCUUGAAAUAAAUAAUAAUUAAAGAGC
This is a messenger RNA of Bacillus rossius redtenbacheri, 1734 nucleotides long. It is a transcript of the gene Hat1, whose product is annotated as histone acetyltransferase type B catalytic subunit. Gene Ontology annotation, cellular component: nucleus. Gene Ontology annotation, molecular function: histone H4 acetyltransferase activity; histone binding. The coding region runs from base 180 to 1406 and encodes 408 amino acids. Gene Ontology annotation, biological process: subtelomeric heterochromatin formation. The record is from RefSeq and is a predicted model, not a curated record. Lineage: Eukaryota; Metazoa; Arthropoda; Insecta; Phasmatodea; Bacillidae. The transcript is spliced from 10 exons.